AUGGCCGACGCCAAUCUCGUCGCCGAGGUCUCCUCCGCGCUGCACGAGGUUCUCGCACCGACCACGCCUCCGGAGCGGCGGCAGGCGCUGCAGCAGGCGCUGCAGCAGGAGCGGUCGCGCGCGGGCGCUGGCGCGUGCUACCUGGCCGUGCUCGCCGAGUCGUCGGACGAGGCGCUGCUGUGGUUCGCCCUCGCGGUCCACGAGGCCGCACUCCUCCGCGCGGCCGACACCUCUGGCGGCACGGCCGAGCGGCAGCAGCUUCGGGCUGUGCUGCUCGGCAUGCUGUUUGGGCCGCGGUAUGAGACGCUGCCGCCGAGCCGCCAGCGCGGGCUCGCGGCACACCAGGCCGCGCUGCAGCAGGCGUUCGCAGCCACUCUGCCCUCGGUCUUUGGCACCCUCGCCGCCGCUCUGAGGGCGGAGGCGGCGGCGGGCGGCGGCGGCGGCGGGGGCGGCGGCGGAGGCGGAGGCGGAGGCGGAGGCGGAGGCGGAGGCGGAGGCGAGGAGGGGGAGGGGGCGAGGCAGUGCCUAGGGGCGGUGGUCGGUCUGGCGGCACGAGAGCUGUCCGAGCUGCAGGAGGGCGCAGUUGCGGCGCUGCUCUCCCCGCUGAUCGAGCCGGCGCUGCAGGCGCUCUCCGCCCGCAACAGCACACAGCACGUCUACGCGAUGUCGCUCGUGCGGCGGCUGCAGCGGCAUCUCUCGCCGGCGCUGCGGGAGGAGUACGAGCUGGUGGAGCCCGGAGGUGCGGCCGGCGGCGGGGGGGGCGAGGGCGGCGGCGGCGCUGACGGCGACAGCGACGCGGACGGUGAUGGCGAGGGCGAGGGCGAGGGCGGAGGGGUGGAGCUGCUCGGCGGCGGCGGCGGCGAGGAGGACUCCUUCGAGGCGUUGUGCAGCGACGCAAUGUCGCUGCUGUGCGCCCUCGCGUCGCUGCGAGGGGAGGCGGAGCUGCUGCUGCUCUGUGGCGCCGUCGGCUCCUCUCGGCCAAUCUCGGGCGAUCUCAUCAGGCGUUCGCCGUCCAGCUACGCGGAGCUCCUCAGCCUCGCCCUCACGAAUGCCGUCGCCGCCAUCGCCGCCGCCGCGCCGCCCGCCGCCGCCGCCGCCGCCGCUGGUACUACUCCCUCCUCCUCCGGCGGCGACGGCGGCGCCUCCGCCGGCCUCGUCGCGGCGGUCGGGCCCGCGCAGAUCGGGUCCCUCGUCGGCUCGCCUCUCCUCGCCCCUCCUCGCCGCCGCCAGCUCCUCCUCCUCGCCGCCACCCUCCUGCGGCGGCAGUGGAGGGUCGUCUCGACGCGGCCGCAGGAGCUGCUCGUGCUGCUGCGGCUGCUCCACCACGGGCUCUCCUCGCCCGCCGACCCGCCCUCGUUCCGCACCUGCCUCGCCGCCCUCGCAGAGGCGCUCCAUCUCGAGCUGCUCCUCCUCGCCCUCGCGGCGCGGCUCGACCCGCUCCACGCCUCCCUCCACGACGAGACCACCGAAUGCCUCCACGCCGCGGCGCUCGCCGACGCCGCCCGCCCGCCCUCGCCGCCCGCAAGCUCGGAGGCCGCACCGCCGCCGUUGCUGCUGCAGCUGCUGCAGCGGAGGCUGCUCGACGAGCCGGCGCUGGGGGCGGGGGAGAAGCAGAUCCUCUACGACGCCUUCGCCGCCGCCGACUCGUCGGACCUGCCCUCCUUCCGGCGCAACCUCGCCCGCCUCUGCCACGACCUCACCUUCUUUCGCGCGCGCGCACUGUUCGAGCACUCUGCGGUGUUCUGA
Molecule: messenger RNA, 1746 nt
Organism: Emiliania huxleyi CCMP1516
Lineage: Eukaryota; Haptophyta; Isochrysidales; Noelaerhabdaceae
Exons: 7
Coding region: 1-1746 (581 amino acids)
Cellular component (GO): cytoplasm
Source: RefSeq, a predicted model, not a curated record